Molecule: messenger RNA, 1474 nt
Organism: Drosophila innubila
Lineage: Eukaryota; Metazoa; Arthropoda; Insecta; Diptera; Drosophilidae
Product: serine protease 7
Exons: 3
Coding region: 8-1297 (429 amino acids)
Biological process (GO): proteolysis
Molecular function (GO): serine-type endopeptidase activity
Source: RefSeq, a predicted model, not a curated record
AUAUCGCAUGCAAUACUCUAGUAUUACAACAAUAACAAUGAAAGUAUUUAUAUUUUUGCUGUGCAUUUGGGGAGUGGAUUUAACAAAUGGUCGAUAUGCUCGUUGUAUAAAUCCAAAUCAGCGUCCCGGUCUCUGUGUCCAGAUAGGUGAGUGUCAGACACUGUAUUCGGUAUUGCAACAGGCCAACCUGUCACCGAUGGAGAAGCAAUUUGUCAGGGCAUCCGGCUGUGGCAUGGGCACCGAUAAUCGUCCCUUUGUCUGCUGCACCAGGGAUACAGGUUACACCCGCAGUCGCCGUUUGACGCCCUCGUUUUCGGACUAUGGUGACUUUGGCUUCGAUAAUAGUUGGAAUCCAGCACCUACAACAGCUGCACCACGCACUCAGCUAUUUCCCAGCCAGGAUUUUAGACCUUGGAGUUUCGGAGAAGAGAGCAUAGAAAGAAAUGUGGUGCAGGGACAGGGCGAUGGCUCCAGUUUAUUGCCACAGCCACCGACCUGUGGUGGCGUUACCAUCGACAACAAAAUCUACGGUGGCGAGGACACUGAUCUUUAUGAAUUCCCCUGGACAGUGCUUCUGGAAUACAGACGCGUCACGGGCAAUGGACUGUCCACCAGCUGUGCGGGCACGUUGAUUAAUCAGCGUUAUAUUCUAACCGCAGCUCAUUGUCUAACGGGACGCAUUGUGCGAGAUAUUGGACCACUUGCCUCGGCGAGACUUGGGGAGCACGAUACGCGCAGCACUGUGGACUGUCCCAAUGGAGGUGGAACCUGUGCCCCGGCAGCUGAGCGUGUGGGCAUUGAAGAGUUGCGUGUGCAUGAGCUCUACAAGGAGUCAUCUCCAAAUCAAUUACAUGACAUUGGCCUGAUCCGUUUGGAGCGCAAUGUGCGAUAUUCGAACAGUAUUCAGCCUGUUUGUUUGCCCUCUGUGGUGGCGCCUGAAACAAAGCGAGCUGGUCAACAGUACACGGUGGUUGGUUGGGGCAGGACCCUGCAGACAUCUCGUAGUCCUGUCAAACAGAAGCUGACCGUCAGCUACGUGGAGCCGGCGCAGUGCAAACGCAAAUUUGCCGAGCGUAAGAUUAGCAUUGUGCCGACUCAGCUCUGCGCUGGUGGCAAGUAUGCCCAGGAUAGCUGCGAUGGUGACUCUGGUGGUCCUUUGAUGCGUUUCCGUGACAACUCCUGGGUGCUAGAGGGCAUCGUAUCCUUUGGCUAUAAGUGCGGACUCAAAGAUUGGCCCGGUGUCUACACGAGCGUUGCGGCCUACGACAUCUGGAUAAAACAGAAUGUGAGGCUCUAAACCCAACCCCUACAACCUAGGUUAAGUUUGAAGCUCGUAUUGUGAUCUUGCUUUCCAUAAUCGUACAUUGUGCAUAUAAUCAUAAUCAUUAACAAACAAAUAUAUGCAAUAUUUAUUCAUAAGUGUUAGCUACUCGUAUUUAGUCAAUAAAUAAAAUAAUACCCAAUAACAUGUGAA